Ciona intestinalis (vase tunicate) is the source of this 2296-nucleotide messenger RNA. Lineage: Eukaryota; Metazoa; Chordata; Ascidiacea; Phlebobranchia; Cionidae. The record is from RefSeq and is a predicted model, not a curated record.
UCUUCUUUUAUACUUUACAAUUUCGUUACAGUGCAACAUAUUUUAAGAGCUAACAUUAGUAACAGAUCUGCACUUAAAGAUGGCUUCCUCUAAACUUCUAAGCUGUGAUGGACAUUUUGACUUCAUCAUGGACAUGCUUGUAAAGCAACGAAACAAUAGAGAAUAUUGUGAUGUCACACUGGUAGCAGAAGGUCAAAAAUUUCCAGCACAUCGAGCAAUUUUAGCAGCGAGUAGCAAAUAUUUUCACACUAUGUUCAGUAGUCAGAUGAAAGAGAAAUUUGAAAAAGAAAUCAGAAUAAAAGAAGUAACAAAGGUUGCAAUGAAACAAGUGAUAGCCUUCAUUUAUACGAACAAAGUUUUAUUAUCAGAGGAAAAUAUUGAUGAAGUUUUGCAUGCAGCUUCACUGAUGCAAGUACAAGAUCUACUUGCAUUAGUUAUCCAAUAUCUCUCGGAUGAAAUAUCUCCAAUGAAUUGUUUGCAUUACCGUCAACUUGGUAUAUUGUAUUCUCUCAAUGAUCUUAUAUCGGAAUGUGAUCGGUGCAUUUGGGAAAAUUUUGAUGAAGUUUCAGCUCAAGAAAAGUUUUUAGACAUUGAUGAGGUGGAAAUUGAGAAGCUUAUUUCUUCUGAUGAAUUGGUGGUAGAGUCAGAGGAAGUUGUUUAUGAGUGUUUGGUUGGUUGGGUGAAACAUGAUCUGGAAACAAGGAAACAAUAUUUCCCAACUUUGUUCAAACAUCUUCGAUUGCAAUAUGUGGAAAUUGAUUAUUUAUCCAAGUAUAUCAGAAAAGAGGAACUUGUUCGUGAAUUUUCUGAUUGCAGAGAUUUGAUUGAAAAUGCUCUCUUGUUUUGUAUCAAACCAGAAUUAAUAAAGAAACAGAAACCAAGAAAACGUUGCUACCCAUGCAAAGAACUCAUAUUGGUUCCGAACAACCAGCAAAAAAUAACGAGUUACAGUAUGGAAGAAAAAGAAUGGUCAUCACUUCAGGUUUGUGGUGAACCUGACCAGCAUGUAAUGUUUAUUGUUCAUGAGGAUAUGGUGUAUUGCUUUGGUUACAUGUAUAAUAAAAGCAAUAUUUCAAAACGCUUCAAUGGUAUUAAAUGGGAAAACCUUGCACCAAUGAUAAAAUACCAUUCUGAAGCAGCUGUUGCUUCAAUACAAGGUGAAAUAUUUGUUUUCGGUGGAUUGUCACAAGCGCCAUCAUGGUGUGAGUUUUACUUUGCAAAUAUCAUCUCCAAGUAUAAUCCAGCCAACAAUACUUGGGCAAAUGCUGAGAACACCAAUUCAUUCCGAACAAAGGCAGCUGCAGUUGGGGUUGGAGAUUUUGCUUUUCUUUGUGGAGGAUACGUACAAGUUCAGGGUGGACAAAAAAAUAAUACAAGAGUUACUGUAAAAGUUGAAAUGUAUGACUCAAAAGAGAAAACGUGGAAAGUAGGAAACAAUAUGGUUGAAGGAAGAGCUUCUUGUGCUGCUGUUCAUUUUGAUGGAAAAAUCUUUGUUUUUGGUGGAUUUGGUUCAAACAAUACUCUGUUAACAAGUGGUGAAUUCAUGAACAUUGCUGAUGGAGUUUGGACGAUGUUAACAAACAACAUUCCCUUUCAACUUGGUGAAGUUUCUGCUUGUUGUGUUGGUCACCACGUUGCUAUGUAUGGAAGUUCCAAACCUGGACAUGUUGUGUUGUACAACUUCAAAAAAGAUGAAUGGAAAACUUUCGUAGAAGAAGGUCAGAACUUGUUCAAUGGGAGAGGAUGCUUGAUGGCAAAAUAAAAACAGAACAUUUGAUAAAUUCAUAUUUAAUUUUAUCAACUGUUUUAUUGUGGUAUUCUUUCUUUUCUUCUUGAAUCGUUUGUGGCUUUUAUUUGGAGAUACUGUAGGUAACAUGUUAAAAACUAUAGCGUAGAGCAAGAGAAAGAACGUUAAAACUUGAUUUUCAAAGCGUACAGUAUUAUUUCGUGGUAUUUAGGUUUAUUCCCAACAAAAAAAUCAUGUAAUAAUGAAAAUUAAAAACAUUUUGAACUGUAUUUUCUUAACCUCCAACCGCUAAACUAGCAUCAAUGUGCAAAUCGCUAUAUAACAUUUUGUGUGUUUUAAUAUAUCUCUUUGAAGUGUUGUCAAUUGAUAAAGGUAUGGUACAAAUACAUAGUAUCACCUAAAAACCGUCAUAUUAGUUUUUAAUUAGUGGAUUUUUAAUGGUUAAAAAUAAUCUGGUCUACACUACAAGCAGCUGUUGGUGUUGGAAGUAAGUGAUUCUUUAUUAUGCAAUCAAACAUAGAGCGAAUAAACCUUGAUUUAUAAUUUAAA